Molecule: messenger RNA, 2235 nt
Organism: Acanthamoeba castellanii str. Neff
Lineage: Eukaryota; Discosea; Longamoebia; Acanthamoebidae
Product: gelation factor, putative
Exons: 1
Coding region: 1-2235 (744 amino acids)
Biological process (GO): actin cytoskeleton organization
Molecular function (GO): actin filament binding
Source: RefSeq, a predicted model, not a curated record
AUGGCUCAACAACAACAUGCCGUCUCACCGGCUGACAAGACCUGGGUCGAUGUUCAGAAGAAGGCGUUUACCAGGUGGGCCAACCAGUUCCUAGCGGAGAGGCGCAUGAAGGUGGAGGACAUCGAGACUGGUCUGUCCAACGGCAUCAACCUGUGCAACCUGCUCGAGAUCAUCUCGUCCAAGUCGCUGGGUAAGAUCAACCUGAAGCCCACCAUGCGGUACCAUUACCUCGAGAACAACGGCCGCGCCGUAAAGUUCAUCAAGGACGAGGGCCUCCAGCUGGUCGGUAUCGGCCCGGAGGACAUCGUCGACGGCAAGGUCAAGCUCAUCCUGGGCCUCAUCUGGACUCUCAUUCUGCGCUACCAGAUCAACAUGAUCGGCCAGGGCUCGCCCAAGUGGGAGCUGCUCCAGUGGGUCAACGCCCAGAUCGCCCCCUACAACGUCGACAAGCCGGUGGUCAACUUCACCACCAACUGGUGCGACGGCCGCGUGCUGAGCGCUCUCUGCGACUCGGUUCAGCCGGGCGUGCUCACCCCCACGGACAUGUCGGCCCUCACCAACGACGCCCUCCAGGACCUCGAGAAGGCCAUGCAGACCGCCCUCGACCACUUCAACAUUGCCCGGCUCAUCGACCCCGAGGACAUGGUCAACACCCCUGACGAGCUCUCGCUCAUGACCUACCUCUCCGCCUUCCGCAACUACCUCAGCGAGGAGGAGCACCGCAAGCGCGAGGAGCUGGCCCGCAAGAAGCGCACGGCCGACCCGGCCCACUGCUACGCCUAUGGUCCGGGCCUAGAGCGCGCCGACACCUACCAGUCGGCCGACUUCACCAUCGUGGCCAAGAACUACUUUGACGAGGAGCUCCCCACCGGCGGCGACCAGUUCGAGGUGACCAUUGCCGGCCCCGAGGGCCACAUCCAGCCCACUGUGACCGACGGCGGUGACGGCAAGUACCCCGUGCACUACACCGUCACCAAGCCCGGCGACUACACCAUCACCAUCAAGCUCCGCGACGAGGCCAUCAAGAACUCCCCGUACACCGUCCACAUCGACGGUCCGUCCGCCGGGCACUCGGUCGCCACCGGCCCCGGAGUCGAGGGCGCGCAGACCAAGAAGCCGGCCCAGUUCCGCGUCACCUCCUUCAACGCCCAGGGUCAGCAGAUCAAGACCGGCGGCGACAAGUAUGAGGUGCAGGUCGAGGGUCCCGAGGCCGUGCCCGCGCCGUCCCUGACCGACAACCAGGACGGUACCUUUGACGGCGCCUACCAGGUAGCCACUCCCGGCCGCUACGUCGUCAAGGUCACCCUCGACGGCGAGCCCAUCAAGGGCAGCCCCUACGGCCUGCUCAUCGAGGGCGCCCGCGCCGCGCUGUCGUUCGCCGAGGGUCCCGGCCUGGUGGGCGGCCAGACCACCAAGCCGGGCGUGUUCACCAUCCACGCCUACAGCCCCGACGGUGACCGCUGCACCGAUGGCGGCGACCCGUUCCAAGUCGACAUCCAAGGGCCGGCCCAAGUGCAGCCUUCCAUUACCGACAACGCCGACGGCACCUACACCGUGCAGUACACCCCGACCGAGCCGGGCGACUAUCAGGUCAACGUCACGCUCCACGGCGAGCCCAUCAAGGAGUCGCCCGUGACCGUGUUCAUCAAGUCAUCACCCGACGCCGGCAAGAGCUGGGCCGAGGGUACGGGCCUGGUCGCCCUGGUCGAUACCGACAUGGGCCACUUUGUCAUCCACGCCGUCGACAAGGCCGGCGUCCAGCGGACCGACGGCGGCGACCAGUUCGAGGUGGCCAUCGCCGCACCCAACGGCGACCUGCCCGCCACUGUGACCGACAACGGCGACGGUACCUACGCCGUCCAGUUCGAGCCCAUCGUGCCCGGCCAGUACACCAUCGCCGUCACCUUUGAGGGCGGCGCCAUCCAAGGCGCGCCCUUCACGGUGCCCUGCACGGAAGGCACCGACUACAGCGCGUCAGGCUUUGGCGUGUUUUCGUUCACCAUCCAGGCCCGCGACAGGCGCGGCGACAAGAAGACGUUCGGCGGCGACAAGUUCACCGUCGACAUAGCGGGUCCCACCGGCGACGCGUCGGAGGUGGGCGAGGUUCAGACCAACGACAAUGGCGACGGCACCUACACCGCCGUCUACGCGCUCGCGGGCCAGAAAGGCGACAUCUUCACCAUCCUCGCCAAGCUCAACGGCCACGGGGUCGGCACCUACAAGCAGAACAUGUAG